CUCCCCCAGAUUUCACAGCUGUACAGAUUCGACACUUUAAAAGAGCCCGCCUACCGCCCCUACAAGGCACGAAUAUUGUACCCCGCCACCGAACUUCAUUCCCGGGUUUUUGCAAGAGUAGCAAGACCAUACAGAAGGAGAUCAAGAUAUCGUGCCCAAUCGUGCCGGUUCCAUCUCACUUUACCAGUGAUAUUUUGUGGUUCAUAACUGAUGCUUUCUCUGUGAAUCUGGUUGUAAAUUUGAUCCAGGGCAUGUCUAAAAUCGAAAUGGAUGUGAAUGACAUGGUUGAGCCUUGCAGACAGAAAGGACAGAUCCAGGUUAUCUUUGGACCCAUGUUUUCGGGGAAGACAACGGAGCUAAUUCGCAGAAUGAAGAGAUACCAAGUUGCCAACAAGAGGUGCCUCGUGUUCAAGUAUUCCGGGGACACCCGCUAUGACAAUGUCAGUCUAUCAACGCAUGACCAACAAAAGCUUCCUGCCAUCUCUGCAUCCGAUCUCAUAGAGUACUUUGACAUUGCCUUGAAAUAUGAUGUGGUUGGCAUUGAUGAGGGCCAAUUUUUUGCUGAUACAGUCGACUUUUGUGAAAAACUUGCGGACAGUGGGAAAAUGGUGGUCGUGGCUGCGUUGGACGGAACAUACCAAAGAAAGGGAUUUGGCAACAUUUUGCAACUGGUCCCCCUUGCUGAGAGUGUUGAGAAACUGAAUGCUGUUUGCAUGAUGUGCUUUGAGAGCGCUUCAUAUACAAAGCGAAUCGGAAAAGAGCAGGAAGUGGAGGUCAUUGGAGGGGCAGACAAGUACAUGGCUGUGUGCCGAAGUUGCUACCACAAAAGCCCAACCAAAGCCACCAAGAGGCAAGGACUUGAACCAUUCAAUGAUUUGACAAACGUGUGCAACAACCAAAUGGAGAUGUCUUGACUAGGCAAGAAUGGAUCACUAUAUUUCAUUUAAAAUAACCUGUAAGUGAUUGUCAUUUUAAUUUUCUUUUAAGAUUCCCUAGGAUAGGUAAUUUCUAUGUCAAAACCCCUCAGAUCUUAUCCGUGUUGUGUCAGACUUUUAAAAUAAAAUAAUCACUUCAUUUAA
This is a messenger RNA of Cloeon dipterum, 1079 nucleotides long. RefSeq names its product thymidine kinase, cytosolic-like. NCBI's taxonomy places the organism in Eukaryota, Metazoa, Arthropoda, Insecta, Ephemeroptera, Baetidae. The record is from RefSeq and is a predicted model, not a curated record. Gene Ontology annotation, molecular function: ATP binding; thymidine kinase activity. The coding region runs from base 252 to 914 and encodes 220 amino acids. Gene Ontology annotation, biological process: thymidine metabolic process. The transcript is spliced from 5 exons.